ACAAUCCAUAAUUACACUUAACAUAUCUGAGAGUAAUUCAAAGAGCCCGUCCCAAAUUGCCUGCAUCUGAGAGUAAUUCAAUGAGCCCGUGUGAAUUUGUUUACAAUUGAGAAUAAUUCGCCGUCGUUUGCGGUUCUUUUAGUUUUGCUUUACACUCGCCUUGAGUAGCAUGAGCAGCAUAUGCAUAACGGUGAAAUUUUGUUAAACAAAAAAAAACAAAAGGAAAAAUUGGCUUUAGCUAUCACGGCCGUAUUUUUUGUUGUUGUUGUGUUUUGUAUACAUUUCUUGCUUAUAAUAAUUACUGUUUAUUAUCUGGACAUAUAAGCCACAAGUUUAUUGGCUUCGUCCAUCUUAACCCAACAACCAAGAAAAAAUUAACUCAAAAAUAUAAUGGGUCCACCUAAGAAAUCCAAAAAAGAGAAAUUUCCUGGUGAUAAAUUUAGCAAAAAGCGUCGUGGUGAAGAUGAAGCAUUCACGCAAUUGGCGGAUGACAAUGAUUCUCUGGACGUUGGCGAAUCGGACGGUGUCCCAGCAGCAGCCUCAAAGAAUGCUGAAAGUAACGAUGACGGCAUCAUGACCGAUGAAUAUGGUGCCAAGGACUAUCGUUCGCAAAUGGAAUUGAAAACGGAUCAUUACAAUCGACCGCUUUGGGUUGCGCCAAAUGGUCACAUUUUCUUGGAGUCCUUUUCACCAAUAUAUAAACAUGCUCAUGAUUUGUUAAUUGCUAUAUCGGAACCGGUUUGCCGGCCCGAGCAUAUUCACGAAUACAAAUUAACAGCAUACAGUUUAUACGCCGCGGUAUCAGUAGGUUUACAAACGCAUGAUAUCAUAGAAUAUCUAAGACGAUUGAGUAAAACUACCGUGCCAGAAGGCAUUUUAGAAUUUAUUAAAUUAUGCACUUUGUCAUACGGGAAAGUAAAAUUGGUAUUGAAAUAUAAUAGAUACUUCAUUGAAUCACCUUAUCCAGAGAUAUUGCAGAAACUUCUUAGAGAUCCAGUUAUACAGCAGUGCCGUUUGAAACGAGAAGAGGGCGAUAAUUUCAUUGAAGGAACAUUAGAAGGCAAAGGCAUAACACAAUUUGGAACAAAAUUACCACCAGGCAGCGACAAGUCAACUGAUGACAAAAACGACGCUCCAACGGCCGCUACUAACCAAGAUGGGAAUGCAACUGUACCUGAAGAUAUUGCAAAUUUCUAUGAUAAGAUCGAUAAUGAAGAAGAAGAUGACGAUGAGGCAAUUUUAAAGACAGUAUCAUUUGAAGUUAAUCAAGAGAAGAUUGAGGUUAUACAAAAACGUUGCAUUGAAAUUGAACAUCCGCUCUUAGCAGAGUAUGAUUUUCGCAAUGAUACGCAUAAUCCUGACAUAAAUAUUGAUCUUAAGCCGGCGGCUGUUUUACGCCCGUACCAAGAAAAGAGUUUACGUAAAAUGUUUGGUAAUGGACGCGCAAGAUCUGGUGUUAUUGUAUUGCCAUGUGGUGCCGGUAAAUCCUUGGUGGGUGUGACAGCCUGCUGUACUGUGCGGAAACGUGCUUUAGUUUUGUGUAACAGCGGUGUCUCCGUCGAGCAAUGGAAGCAACAAUUUAAAAUGUGGUCUACUGCUGAUGAUAGUAUGAUUUGUCGUUUCACUUCAGAAGCUAAAGAUAAGCCGAUGGGCUGUGGAAUUCUGGUUACUACCUAUUCUAUGAUAACACAUACACAAAAACGUUCCUACGAAGCAGAGCAAACAAUGCGUUGGCUGCAACAGCAAGAAUGGGGUAUAAUGGUUCUGGAUGAAGUUCAUACCAUACCUGCUAAAAUGUUUCGUCGUGUUUUAACCAUUGUGCAAUCUCAUUGCAAGCUGGGUUUAACGGCCACCCUUCUACGCGAAGAUGACAAAAUAGCGGAUUUAAAUUUCUUAAUUGGUCCUAAACUGUACGAAGCCAAUUGGUUAGAAUUGCAGAAGAGAGGUUAUAUUGCAAGAGUUCAGUGUGCCGAGGUCUGGUGUCCUAUGUCUCCCGAAUUUUAUCGCGAAUAUCUAACAGCCAAAACGUCUAAAAAGAUGUUACUUUAUGUAAUGAAUCCUUCAAAAUUCCGCAGUUGUCAGUUCCUCAUUAAAUAUCACGAGCAAAGAGGUGAUAAAACUAUAGUUUUCUCAGAUAAUGUAUUCGCCUUAAAGCACUAUGCUAUCAAAAUGAAUAAGCCUUUCAUCUAUGGUCCGACAUCUCAGAAUGAACGCAUACAAAUUUUGCAAAAUUUCAAAUUCAAUCAAAAAGUGAACACAAUUUUUGUAUCGAAGGUGGCAGAUACUAGUUUCGAUUUACCUGAAGCUAACGUUUUGAUACAAAUUUCCUCCCAUGGCGGAUCACGACGUCAAGAGGCCCAACGUUUAGGACGUAUUUUGCGUGCGAAGAAGGGAGCAAUAGCUGAAGAAUAUAACGCUUUCUUUUAUACUCUCGUUUCUCAGGACACUAUGGAAAUGAGUUAUUCGCGUAAACGUCAACGCUUCCUGGUAAAUCAAGGCUAUUGUUACAAAGUGAUUACACAUCUUAAUGAUAUGAAUAACGACCCGGAUUUGUUUUAUAAAAAUCGUGAAGAACAAUCGCAAUUAUUGCAACAAGUAUUGUCCGCUUCAGAUUUGGAUUGCGAAGAUGAAAAAGUGCCCGGUGAACCAGGUUACCGUCCAAAUGUCUCAGCAGCCACAAAGAGAGCCGGCGGCCUAAGUUCCAUGUCGGGCGGCGACGAUGCCAUUUAUUAUGAACAACGCCGCAAGCAUGUCGGAAAUAUUCAUCCCUUGUUUAAGAAAUUUAGAGGAGUUUAAAUUUACCUUUUUUGUUAUUGCAACGGUUGAAUUGAAUAAAAAAGAAUU
Messenger RNA from Glossina fuscipes, 2844 nucleotides. RefSeq names its product general transcription and DNA repair factor IIH helicase subunit XPB (gene hay). Gene Ontology annotation, cellular component: nucleotide-excision repair factor 3 complex; transcription factor TFIIH holo complex; transcription preinitiation complex. The coding region runs from base 391 to 2796 and encodes 801 amino acids. The record is from RefSeq and is a predicted model, not a curated record. Gene Ontology annotation, biological process: nucleotide-excision repair; transcription initiation at RNA polymerase II promoter. NCBI's taxonomy places the organism in Eukaryota, Metazoa, Arthropoda, Insecta, Diptera, Glossinidae. The transcript is spliced from 3 exons. Gene Ontology annotation, molecular function: DNA binding; ATP binding; hydrolase activity.